GACAUAAAAUGUCAAGCUGGUGGACAAUUUUAUUUUGUUUAUUUUAAAAAGAAAAAAAUUUUUCUUAAGUAAUUUGCAAUCUACAUUCUGCUUUCUGUAGGUCGUAUCAAUUCAAAGUGUCAUUUAAAUUUUUCUAUAUUUUUUUAACGAACGCUCGUCUGCUCAACACUAGUGUCUAGUUGCUAUUUCUUACGAUAAAGAGGUUAAAAUAUUCAAUUCUUUGACGAGAAAUAAAAGUUUUCUCGUCAAAGAAUUUAGUGUUUUUAACCGAACAAAAACAAACGAGAAAAUGAGCCGCAAUUAUAAUAACCUGAAAAAAAUAAAGUCUCUGUGCUACUUAACAUUAGGUGGGUCUCUUUCGUACCAAUUCAUUUAUUUUAAGAAAGAUUUCAAUGGAUAUUAUGAUAAUGUAUUGAAACCUUUGAGCCAACGUCUUGACCCUGAGUUGGCUCAUAAAAUUGGAGUAUCUGCUAUCAAAUAUGGUUUAUUUCCUACAGAAAAUUUUGAAGACCCCAAAAUAUUGAAAACUAAAUUAUUAAAGUAUGAAUUGAGCAACCCAAUAGGAAUAGCAGCAGGAUUCGACAAACACGGUGAUGCAGUGACAGGUCUGAGAAACAUUGGUUUCUCUAUUAUUGAAAUAGGUUCAGUAACACCUGAACCACAACCCGGAAAUCCAAAACCCAGAGUGUUUAGACUACCAGAGGACUCUGCUGUUAUAAACAGAUACGGAUUCAACAGUGAGGGCCGCGAUGAAGUGUAUAAAAAAAUAGAAAAUAUUGACAAAUCUGUCAUCGAGGGCGGCAUACUCGGUAUUAAUUUAGGUAAAAACAAAAAUUCCGACGAUGCCGUCCAAGACUACAGUUUAGGAAUACAGAAGUUCCAUGAUGUAGCUGAUUACUUUGUUAUUAAUGUUAGCAGCCCAAACACACCAGGAUUAAGAUCAUUACAGAAUAAAGAAGAAUUAGCAAAACUUUUAUCAGGAAUCAAUAAGACAUUAAACGAUCUGUCAGGGAAAAGGCCACCUCUGCUAUUGAAACUCGCCCCAGAUCUAUCCUUAGAGGAAAUGAAAGAUGUUGUUUCGGUUAUAUCAAAAAAAGACACCAGAGUUGAUGGUCUAAUCAUUUCAAAUACUACUAUUGACAGAUCCUCACUUAUAAACCAGGAGCAUUCAAAUGAAGCUGGUGGCCUUAGCGGGAAACCAUUGACAAAUAAAUCAACAGAAAUGAUAAAGACUAUAUAUAAGUUGACAAAAGGUAACAUACCAAUAAUAGGAGUAGGGGGUGUUUUCACCGGACAGGAUGCCUAUGAGAAAAUACUAGCAGGUGCUAGUGUAGUCCAAAUAUACACAGCUUUAAUUUAUCACGGACCUCAAGUUGUUACUAAAAUCAAAUCUGAAUUAGCCGAACUCCUCAUUAGAGACGGCUAUACCAAUGUCAGUAUGGCCGUCGGAAAAGGUGUCAAAUAGUACAGUAUUGUUGAAUGUGAAAAAAAUAUAUUGUUAAAAGUUAUUUUGUAACUAUUUUCCAAUAAAUAUAUUUAUACAACACAGUAUGA
Danaus plexippus (monarch butterfly) is the source of this 1554-nucleotide messenger RNA. It is a transcript of the gene Dhod, whose product is annotated as dihydroorotate dehydrogenase (quinone), mitochondrial. The coding region runs from base 290 to 1465 and encodes 391 amino acids. Gene Ontology annotation, cellular component: mitochondrial inner membrane; cytoplasm. Lineage: Eukaryota; Metazoa; Arthropoda; Insecta; Lepidoptera; Nymphalidae. The transcript has 5 exons. Gene Ontology annotation, molecular function: dihydroorotate dehydrogenase activity. The record is from RefSeq and is a predicted model, not a curated record. Gene Ontology annotation, biological process: 'de novo' pyrimidine nucleobase biosynthetic process; pyrimidine ribonucleotide biosynthetic process.